UUAGAUUUUUAUGUUUUCAGGUUUCAUUUCAAUUUGAAUUUACCGCUCUUGAUUUAGGUAAACAUAUUUGUUUUCAUUCAGUCGUAAUGCAAUAACUAAUAGUUAAGGCAAAUCUUUACUUAAUCAGUUGGCCAUGUCGAACAUAUCAGGAAAUCAAUCUAGUGAUAUUAGAGCUAAAUUAAAGAAGCUAAAAGAAGAGGAGAAAAUUCUGGUCAAACUACUUCAACGAGUUGAUGAACAACUGAACGCUUUGCGUGUAGAAGAAAUUAUUAUUCGUCGUCAUUUAAGAUCAGACAAUACAGCAUCAAUGUUUACUACAGAUUUGCCUGUAACUGAUGGAACCGAACAAACAUCUAAUUCUGAGGCUGAAAUGGGUACUGAGGCAACACUCCAUUUAGAAGUUGAUGAAGUUCUAAGAGCAUUGGUUCAAAAUGGUCAAGGAAACAAUAAAAGCAAUCAGCAAGAAGUUGAAGAGGAAGAUGAAGAUUCUCUGCAUCAAUCAUUCUCUUCCAAUCUAGUCCAGUAGCCAGAUAAUUAAAUACCAACACUGGAUUGUGAUAAAAUGGUAAACUUGUUAAGCUGCUUGUUGACAGAAUUCGUUGACCAUUUAGUGAUGGACUUAUCAACUGGCAAAUGAGCAAAUAUACUCGACAUUUCUUUAUCAAAACUAUCUAAAAUGAUAAAGAAUAUUUGCAAUCAGAAUCUGGCUAAUUAUGCAUUACUGAUUAACUCUACAUUUUCUAAUAACUCAUUUUUUAUUGAUCUAAUAAACUUUAUAUUCUUGUAAUUA
Molecule: messenger RNA, 790 nt
Organism: Tetranychus urticae (two-spotted spider mite)
Lineage: Eukaryota; Metazoa; Arthropoda; Arachnida; Trombidiformes; Tetranychidae
Biological process (GO): transcription initiation at RNA polymerase III promoter; transcription by RNA polymerase II
Cellular component (GO): nucleus
Source: RefSeq, a predicted model, not a curated record